This is a messenger RNA of Athene cunicularia (burrowing owl), 2495 nucleotides long. RefSeq names its product proline-rich acidic protein 1-like. The coding region runs from base 1017 to 1763 and encodes 248 amino acids. Lineage: Eukaryota; Metazoa; Chordata; Aves; Strigiformes; Strigidae. The transcript is spliced from 2 exons. The record is from RefSeq and is a predicted model, not a curated record.
CCCCAGCCGCUCCCCAGCAGACCUGUGCUCCAGACCCUGCCCCAGUUCCGUUGCCCUUCUCUGGACAUGCUCGAGUCAUUCAAUGGCCUUUUUGAAGUUAGGGGCCCAAAACUCAACCCAGUAAUCAAGCACCAGACAAAGCUCCCCUCCUUUUGGUGGGCUUAGUGAACCUGACCUGUUGGGCUAUGUCACCGCUCAGCAAAUGCCUGUGCCUUGGCAGCCUCAUGGGAGACAUCUGCCUGUACUGGCAUGUUUGCAGGCACCGCUUACCUCUUCAACCCCCUGCCUGUCCUGCCUGGACCACCUCCUCCAUCCCCACUUGGGGCUCUGGGGCAAUCCCUCUCCUUGGAAAGGCCUUCUGCCCAGGUGUGUCACUGCAGCUGUCACCCCAUUGCAGUUUUAUUUCAGAGGGUGAAUCCAGCUCUUCAGCUUCCAACAAGUUAGAAAAGCUUGUGCUUUUCGGCAGGUCAAGGCCGGGUUGGAUGGGGCUUUGAGCAAUCUGCUCUAGUGGAAGGUGUCCCUACCCGUGGCAGAGGGGUCAGACGCGACGAUCCUGGAAGGUCCCUUCCAGCCAAACCACGCUCUGAACUAAAGCUGCCUCAUCUUCUUCCCUUCUGACAUCCACUGCUUGCAAUGGCCACGCCGUGCUCUAAUAAACCUUAUUUAUGUAACACAGCAAGGCUUGGUGAAUGUCUGUUCUGAGUCCUUGUUCCUGCUCACUGCUCGGUUGACUUAAUCAGAGGUCAGAAACUGGCUGAUGGCUUCAUCAAAGAUGGGGAUGCACAAGCCGCGGUGCACGGGGAGACACACAUGCCCUAGUGCGAGGGGAUUGCAGUGUCUGGGUGCACAGAGGGAACACGCACCCUGCUGCAAGGCAGAGCUAAUCCCACGGCCCGUUUCCCCCCGGCAGCGCCGGCAGCACCACCCAGGAGGUGGGACGGGCAGCCCUGGGAGCGGCUGCACCUGCCGGAGGGCAAAGUGCGGGGCAAGGGCUGGGCAGCCCACGGAAGGCAGCCAUGGAGCGGUAUGUCCCUGACCGGCCCCAGCGGGCAGCACCAGGGAGCACAGGGGGGAGGCAGUGUGGGCACAGGUGGGUGCUGGGGGCCGGGAGGGAGCUGUGGGUGCAGGUAGGGACUGUGGGCAUAGGCAGGAGCUGUGGGCACAGGCCGGCACUCUGCAGAAUGAGUGUGGGGAGGCAUCAGCCAACGCAGCGACUGCCAGUGUGGCUCCUCUGUCAUCUCUCUGCCAGCCCGAGAGCUGCACGGCUCUGCAGCAUCACUGUCCUGCUGGGUGCUGCCCUCCUCCUGCCCACACCUGGAGGCGCCCAGGUAAGCCCACACUCUCCGCCUCACCCUCCUGCUACCCUGCGUGACAAACUGGCACAGGGAGACUCAUGCGUGAGCUGUGCCACCCCCUGGAACCCUCCUCUCUCCCCACAGGCUCCGAGGGACACUGAGUGGCAGGGCGUGGCCACCGAGCAGGAUUUGGCCAAGGAAACCAUCCUGGGUGUGCAAUCCGUGGAGGCGCUGGAGGAGGGCGAGACCUCCAAUGGACUGCAACCAGGUAUAAAGGUCUUCUCCAGCAGUGCCUGGGCUCAAUGGGGCCCCCGCCAAGCCCAGGUGGGACCUGAGGAGGAUCGCGACCACCUCCACCACCCCCAGGAUGAUGCCAGGGAGGAUGAUCCCCAUGGGCUGCCUCAGACACUGGCUCUGGAGGUGCAGAGUGGCCCAGAAGAGGACCGUGAUCAUCUCCACCAUGGCUGAGCAGAUGAGUGCCUGGGCGCCACCCCUGGGGCUUCCCUAGGGGAUUCAUCCCUCCCUUCCCACCCCUGAGUCCCCACAAUAAACCCAUUCCUCCCUCCAUGUCCUGGUGGGCUCCUCAUUGCUGCCAGAAACCUAUUGCUAAGUGCAGGGUCUCCAGAUCUGGGGCUUGCCCAAAGACCCCAAGCAGGUGAGGAUGAUGCCUUCGAGUGGGGGACUCAGCCCAUCACCCCAGCCUCAGUUCAGCCCAGGUGGGGCUGAGGCCAGGCAAACUCAGCCCAUCAGUGUUGUGCCCAAGAAGGUACCAUGGGCUGUGCCCUCCCCUGGGGACACACGGCCCUAUUGCUCCACAAGGCUGCUCCUGCCCAGCCCAGCACUAGAAAGCAGCGUGAUGGAACGGAGCAGUGGGGGGUUCAGUGAACCCCAACAGUUCCCAGCUCAGGGGGACCCCACAGCAAGGAUGCCCCAUCUCCCAGCAGUGCCAGGGAAACCUUUUUAAUAGCGAUGGCAAAGGUGGUCCCUCCUGCUGGGUGUCUCACCCUGGGCGAGUACCACUUGCCAACAAUUCCUAGACCCCUCCACAGGAUGGCAUAGGGGGCUGAUGGGCAGCAGGUGGCCAUGGGGACCCCCACCACCCCAGGCUUAGCUGUCGGUGAAGUUCGCCUUGCGCUUCUCCACAAAUGCCGUCAUCCCUUCCUUGCGGUCAUCCUGCAAGGAGCGGAGACGUGAGGUUUG